CGUAGCCCAGCCUUAGACCAGGUCCUAAGCUCUGGUGUGUGUCUGACAGGUGUUUACCACGUGGGGUGGUUCAGCACAGAAAGCCUCUGGAGCACCACAGGCGGGUUAGAAGACAUGAGCAAAACCCUGCCCCUGCCAGUACAGCUGUAUAAGCUCCAAGAACAGCUUUACCAUCUGCACUGGAGUGCCGAGGAUGUCACCGAGCGGGCUCUACAAGAAGGACUGAAGCAGGCAAAGCUCCCAGGAUUUACUGGACGGGCUGUUCAGGAGAUCAUCAAUCAAGCCCUGAAGAAGCUGGAGGAAAUCCAGGUCCCGAUGCCGGAUUACGCCCUGAAAUCAGCAGGGGCAGCCGUCAUUCGUUCCAGGACUUCUCCAUCACUCCGGGAUGCCAAAGCAAAAGUCUUCCUGUAUUCGCUGCCGGUGAUGGAUUACAUGAGGUCUCCUGAGCUUAUUCUGGAGCCAGAAAAUCAUCCUGGCAACUGCUGGCCGUUUCCAGGAAGUCAAGGACACGUCUUCAUCAAGCUGUCCAUGCCGGUCAUUCCCAGAGCCGUCACCAUGGACCAUGUCUCAGGGACAGCGUUCCAUGCAGAAAGCAUCUCCGGAGCUCCAAAGGACUUUGCUGUCUACGGCUUCAAGGAAGAACACGAGGAGCAGGGAACGUUCCUGGGACAGUUCACUUUCCUGGCAGCACUGAAUCCCAGUCAGACCUUCCAGCUGAAGAACGAGCUCCCUGGGGUCGUGAAUUACAUCAGGCUGCAAGUGCUGAGCAACUGGGGCCACCCGGACUACACCUGCCUGUAUCGGUUCAGGGUGCACGGUGAUCCGCCCAAAGAUGGGGGAGACACGGCAGUUUCAUCUAUCAAUAAAUUCCAUUAGUUUUCACCCAGUCGAGUUCCAUUCUGCUUUGCCUGUGACACUGACUGGUCCUCCCUGAGCUCACUGGAGCUCCCCGUCCUUCUCUAAACCCACCAGCUUA
Molecule: messenger RNA, 976 nt
Organism: Columba livia (rock pigeon)
Lineage: Eukaryota; Metazoa; Chordata; Aves; Columbiformes; Columbidae
Product: SUN domain-containing protein 3-like
Exons: 6
Coding region: 115-876 (253 amino acids)
Cellular component (GO): meiotic nuclear membrane microtubule tethering complex; nuclear envelope
Molecular function (GO): protein-membrane adaptor activity
Source: RefSeq, a predicted model, not a curated record